AGAAAUUUGAGAGAGAACAGCACAUGAAGUUUCACAUGGUUUUGCCUACUCCAUUAUUGUCAAAAUAUUCAGGCCAUAAAUUUGUGGAAGAACAACACUAGGUCCCUCUGCUUCUCAUGAUUUGGAACAGAAGACACCCUUAAAAUUAAGAGCCACAAGAAUCGAUGACUUAUUCCAGGACCACUUGGUUUAAAGAUAUGGUAACAGAGAAUUGAAUAAAUGCAUCAACCUCUUUGAUUAAAACUAGACAACUUAUAAUCUUUCAUCCUUUCAAAUUUAAGGCCCCAUAUAAACAUAGCCACCAAGCAUCAGCACAUGGCUUUGUCUUCGGUGGUUAGUGACAAAAACUUCAGCUCUAACAGAAAGCCUGUCUACAGCCUUUUAUAUAAAUAACUCCCCCUUCUAUGAUAUGUUUUCAUCAUCAACUACAAGCAUUAUCUAUUCAGACACCAAAUUGUUCUAGUCUUCCAAGAAAAAUGGAAAUGCUCAGCGCUGAGAAACUCAUCAAGAUGGCUAGGAGAUGGAAGAAGUUUGCUGCCAAACAGAGAAAGAGGAUUUCAUUUCCGAGAAGUGGCAGAGAUGUAGAGGGUUGCAGUACAUCCUCAUCCUCUAUAGUUGAAAAGGGGCAUUUUGUAGCCUAUACAAUUGAUCAAAGGCGUUAUGCAUUUCCCUUGGCUUACCUUGAAAAUGAGGUCGUUAGGCAACUUUUAAACAUGUCUGAAGAAGAGUUUGGACCACCGAGUGCUAGCCCUAUAACAUUACCCUGUGAUUCAGCCUUCAUGGACUACAUCGUUUCACUAAUCAAGAAAGGUGUAGCUGCCGGAGAUCUUCACAAAGCAUUGCUCCUAUCAAUUCAUUCAUGUUGCUGUUCAACUUCUUCUUUGCACCAAGAAAGUCGAAAUCAACAGAUUCUUGUUUAUUGAGUCAUGACAUCAUGUUUUAUAAAUUUUAGCUCAAAAUAGAUUGUAUAGCUAGUGAAAAAUAGGCAACAGAAAGCAUGUAUUGUUACAAAUAGGAAUUCAGA
Molecule: messenger RNA, 1024 nt
Organism: Solanum dulcamara
Lineage: Eukaryota; Viridiplantae; Streptophyta; Magnoliopsida; Solanales; Solanaceae
Product: auxin-responsive protein SAUR68-like
Exons: 1
Coding region: 405-923 (172 amino acids)
Biological process (GO): response to auxin
Source: RefSeq, a predicted model, not a curated record